Stylonychia lemnae is the source of this 1443-nucleotide messenger RNA. The record is from the annotation of a GenBank genome assembly. Lineage: Eukaryota; Ciliophora; Spirotrichea; Sporadotrichida; Oxytrichidae.
AUGGUUAGGAAGAGUGCAAGAUCUGUAAAUCAAACCAUAACUAAUCAAUAUGUGGUAAACGAGGAAUAUCUUAGAGAGCUAAUUGAGCAAGAUAAUGAUUUUGAACCGUAUCCAGAAUUAUUGCCUUCAGAAAAAGCCUAGCUUGAGUCUGACAAUGAAAAUGAUGCAUCCAUGUUUACGGUUGAAAAGAUAUUAGAUAAAAGAAAAGAAGGCAGACGUAUAUUUUACCUAGUUAAAUGGGAAGGAUAUGCUGAGGACUAGGCAACAUGGGAACCUCUUAGUAACCUUUAAAAUGUGAAAGAACUCCUGAAGGAAUUUGAUAGACAAUUUGAACUUGGAGUAAUGAAUAAUAAUUCUACUAACGUCUCUGUAAAUCCAAACAAUUCAACCAAUAAUGAUAAUGAUAGAAACAUGGAAUUCACUUAGGAUAACGAUGAAAUGCAGUAUAUGGUUUAGAGGAACUCCCAUGAUAAGCUUAUUCCAAUUAGCUCUAAAAGUAAAUCUAUAAAGAAAGGAUGGUCUAAAAAAUUUGAAAAAUAACACUCUUAAUAUGAUGCAAUAUCGGUAAAUUAAACUUUGGAGAAACAUUCAUGUGUUAAAACUGAGCCGCUUAGCUAAAAAAUUAAAGCUAAAAAAUAAGGCUCUAAAAGCUAAGAGAUAAUAGAGGACACUGAGGAGUAAAUAAAAAUUUUGAACAAGUAAAAGGAGAUUAUUAAACAAUAAUAAUAUUAAAUUGAGGAAUAAUUGCAAAUAUUAGAAUAAAUUAAAUAGCAUAAUAAAAUAAGAUAGUUAUCGCUCUAAUGUGGAAUAAAAUCAAAUACUAAUAACGUAGAUACUCAAGUGAGUCCUGAAAAAUCUCGAUCUUAAGCAAAAUUAACGAAGACUAAGAACUUAACAUAUAAAAGAGGCAAGUAAUCAGUAUUAAAGCAAAUAAGCUAAUAAUAGUAGACAGAUGGAUUAGGGUAAUCAGAUUUAAUGGCGAAAGCUAAUCCUAAGAAACCUGGCAGAAAGAAAAAAAAUGCAAUAGUAAAUGAUACUACAAAUGAGGCUUAGACUAAUUAGGACUAGAGUGAAUAGUUUGAUCCAACUUGCUGUGAAAUAAAUACUGAAGAAAUCAAUGAAUUAGUUUAGGAUGAAUUACCUCAAGAAGGUGUAUUAGAAUUUGAUACCCCAGUUUCAAUUAAAUCUGCCAAGAUGAUAAAUGGUCAAAUUAAUAUAGUAAUAGAAUGGCAAGUAAGGAAAAAUGGUUUCAAGCCUCUUGAAAGUAUGAUUACCAAUGAUUAAGCUAAAUAAAAAUGCCCUAAUCUGCUAGUAGAUUUUUACGAAAGUAAAAUUAGCUCAAUUAAAUCGCAAAAUGUAACAACAGCUGAUUAAUAAAAAGAUAACUAAAAAUAUAGCAAGUAAAUAUAGAACCCUGAAUAAGAAUAAAUUAGUAAAAGUUGA